Parasteatoda tepidariorum (common house spider) is the source of this 1865-nucleotide messenger RNA. The record is from RefSeq and is a predicted model, not a curated record. NCBI's taxonomy places the organism in Eukaryota, Metazoa, Arthropoda, Arachnida, Araneae, Theridiidae.
AGAAGUGGAAAACCGGAAACGUUUUAGGGAAAAAAACAAAUCAUCAAUAAAUAAAUAAAUGACAGCUUUAGCUGUUACUGUUUAGACAAUCAAUCAAAUAGCGAAAUUUUGCUAAACUUUUUAGUUUCCGAAAUUGUCUUAUUAAUAUGAUGUAACUUCAAUGAGUGUUUUAUGAUUAGUUUUGACUAAGUACAUUUACUCGCGUCGGCCUCCAUCUUUACUGAAAAAAACUACUCUAACAACCUAAUAAGCUGAGCCUAUUCUCAAAUGCUAUCUCGUGAUUGUGUGCUACAGAAUUGUUUUCAUUAGAAGACAGGAACUUUUAGUAUCCACUAAGGUCUAUCUGUGACUGUCUCUAAAUUUGGUCAUCUAGUGAAAGAUUAUAUGUGAAUGGCUCUGUAAACCUUGACAUCGAAUGGAAAUUUAUGUGCAACUUUCUGUAAGUCUUUAAAAUAAUUAGAAAUCUAUGUGUGACUGUCUGUAAAUUCUGGCAUAAAGAAGGAAUUUAUAUGUGGCUCACUGAUAAGAAAAUUGUUAUUUUCUGUAAAUUGUGACAUCGAGUAUAAGUCUUUGUGUGGCUGACUGUAAAAUUUUGAUAUCUUGUAAAACUCAGAUUGAUUUUAAAAGCUGUAGAAAAUGACCUUGCAAUAUGAGCAGUUUAAGAAGUUUGCAUCUGAAUUUGUAUCAAUAUCAUCAAAUCUUGGUGAUGAAUGGGUUUUAAAAAGUAUUAAAAAAGGUCCAGAAGAGGAGGUUUAUUUAGAAAAACGAAUCUUGAAACCUGACAAUAAAGAUAAUGAUAUUCCCGAUAUUGAUCGCAAUGAAAUCGAGCAAAUGUCGUCGUUUAAAAUAUUUGUCUAUCAUAUUAUUUACAGUCAGAGUUAUUCUGUCCCUGUUCUUUGUUUCAAUGCAAAUCAUGAGGAUGGUAAAUUACUGUCUUUGGAUGAAAUUUGGAAUGAAAUACCCAAAUGUUAUGGCAAUUUACCUGAAAAUAAGUGGAACAUGUUAACUCAGCAAGAACAUCCUAAACUUGGAAUACCUUGUUUUAUGAUUCAUCCUUGUUAUACAGCAGAUCUCAUGUCAGCCUGCAAAUCUUCAAAUUAUAUAAUCAGUUGGUUAAGUAUUAUUGGUCCAAUAGUUGGAUUAAAUUUAUCCUUACAGUAUGCCAAGUUUACACAAAAAAUGUAGCCAACAGUUGUUCAACUUUUUUAAUGUGAAUUUAUUUUACUCCACUGUGAUAUUUUUUAACAAUAAAUAUGUGUUUUGAAGUUAUAUAAUACUGUUGUAAUAUUGCUUAUUGUUUUGUAUUGUAAAUUAUGAUUUAAUAACAAAUGUUUGGAUUGGCAUCCAUUGGAGUUAAAUCCUUGCUAGACUUGCAGUUAUUGGGAACAUUUUCAUAUCAGUACGUUUUUGGCACCAGCUACAAUCACCAAAACGAAAAACUUCCAAAAAACUUUUUAACCUAGGGGUUUCUACAAAUUAUACCUUUUUAAAUGGUCCCCUUCUGUGAUAUAUAUACAUAUAUUUUUUUUUAAUUUCUUGCACACCAUAGUUCCAAUAUGAAAAUCAUCUACAAUAGUUUUUUGCUGUUAGUUUGAACCACCAUCAGCCAGGUAUCACAGCAGUCAGCAUGGAUGUUUCUCUCUGUGUGUUGUCCUCUAUUGUGCCAAUCAAUCCCUAUGAGUUGCCUGUCGUUAGGAAAAAAAGUUUGGUCUCCCCAAAGCAUAACACAGUAUCCCUUGCUUUUUGACUCACCAACAAAAUGUCAUUUCUGUCAAAUUUGAUAUCAUUUGUAAGAGCACGAACAUAUCUUAUAUUAUAAACUUGUACUUAAAUCUUUAAAAAGAAAUAAAUAGUUUUGCACAUUA